AUGGGUCUCCCACAAAGAGGUUAUACAUUAGAGCGUUUUGCUGUUUCAACCACUGAAACCUUUCAAAAAAUAGAAAACGGAAUAAAUCAAAUAUUAGAAAGAGUUUUUGAAUAUUCUUCUGAAUAUGAUAUGGAAACUUUCCUUACAAUAUGUGACUUGGUUUAUCUAAAUCGAAUAUACAAAAAGUUGAAAAUUUUCGAAACGAAAAUGGAUGAUUAUGAAAAUCAUAUUAAUGAAUAUGAAAGUUUUGUUGAAGAAUUAAGAGUUUGGAAUGAAAAAUUAUCAAAAGGAUUUGAUGCAGGAAUGAAAAAUGUAAUAGAAAGAUUUGAUGAAAUUGGUAAAAGAGCUGAAGCGAAUCAAAUAAAUUUGAUGAACAUUGAACCAGCAUUUGUAAAUGCCAAAAAAUUAUUACUUCGUAGUUUGUUUGAAUUUCAAUAUUAG
Messenger RNA from Diversispora eburnea, 441 nucleotides. The record is from the annotation of a GenBank genome assembly. NCBI's taxonomy places the organism in Eukaryota, Fungi, Glomeromycota, Glomeromycetes, Diversisporales, Diversisporaceae.